AUGUCGGCCUACGGCUAUUUCCAAGACGAGGAUCCGUUGGCGAUGUACAACAUGAUCAGACGAGGUCCUCCCAAACGCUUCGAUGAAUAUUACCGCUGCUACCCCACGGUCAUGCUCCCCGGCCCAGAGCGAGAAGAUCUCAACUAUGGCGGAAAGAUCAUUAUGCCACCCUCCGCUCUAGAGAAAUUGACCAGACUGCACAUCACCUACCCAAUGCUCUUCGAGCUCUUCAACGGCCAAGCAGAGAGAACCACACACUGUGGUGUCUUAGAGUUCAUUGCUGAAGAAGGGAAGGUGUAUCUGCCACACUGGAUGAUGCAAACCCUCGUCCUCGACACUGGUGACCUUAUCCAAAUAAAGUCCACCGACCUGCCCUCCGCCUCCCUCGUCAAGCUUCAACCACAAGAUACCAACUUCCUCGAGAUCACCGACCCGAAAGCCGUCCUCGAGAAAGCCUUCCGCCAAUUCUCCACCCUCACAAAAGGCGACAUCUUCUCCUUCAAAUACAACGACACUAUCUACGACGUCGCAGUCCUCGAAGUAAAACCCACAUCCGACAAGCUUGGUGUCUCGAUGCUGGAAACCGAUGUCUCCGUAGACUUUGCUCCCCCAGUUGGCUACAAGGAACCACAAUCAAGCCGUACGAGCGGAACUUCGACACCGAGAUCUGCGGCCGGUUUACCUGCUGGAGGGAUGCUGCAUAGUCAGGGCUCGAUGGCACAAGCAAUAAACUACGAUGCUAUUGCACCAUCUUCUAGCUCCGCUGCCGUAGGCGCAAAAGCCGUCUCCUCUAACUUCCUUCUCGGUGGCCAGAAACUCAACUCCAAGAAAGGCUCCAAAGCUCCGACACCCAAGGCCAGCACACCAAUUGCAGGACAGAGCACCAAUACACCGAAGACGAUUACAAGAAGAACUAAUGGUCCCCAACCCCUGAGAUUGGCCCCGAAUAAGCUGUUCUUCGGGUAUGAGAUCAAGCCCGUUAAGACGGACGCGGAUAGGGAGAAGGAGAAUCAGGGGCAGCUGCAGCCACAUUUUGCAGGCCAGGGACAGACGCUGAGUGGACGAGUGAAGAAGGACAAGGACGAGAAGAAAGAGGAGAAGAAGCCUGCAGAGAAGAAGCCGGAGGUGGGACGGAGAUUGGAUGGUCGGAAGGUUACGUAG
Hyaloscypha bicolor E is the source of this 1161-nucleotide messenger RNA. RefSeq names its product putative ubiquitin fusion degradation protein 1. NCBI's taxonomy places the organism in Eukaryota, Fungi, Ascomycota, Leotiomycetes, Helotiales, Hyaloscyphaceae. The record is from RefSeq and is a predicted model, not a curated record. Gene Ontology annotation, cellular component: VCP-NPL4-UFD1 AAA ATPase complex. The coding region runs from base 1 to 1161 and encodes 386 amino acids. Gene Ontology annotation, molecular function: polyubiquitin modification-dependent protein binding. The transcript has 3 exons.